GUCGCUUUUUUAGCGCCAUCUGCUCGCGGCACCGCCUCCUGCUCCUCCCGCCGCCGCCCUGAGUCACUGCCUGCGCAGCUCCGACCGCCUGGCUCCCCGUGCUCGCCACCGAUAUUUGGAGUUCUUAACAACAUGGCAGACAUUGACAACAAAGAACAGAAUGAACUUGAUCAAGAUUUGGAUGAUGUUGAAGAAGUAGAAGAAGAAGAAACUGGUGAAGAAACAAAAAUCAAAGCGCGUCAGCUGACUGUUCAGAUGAUGCAAAAUCCUCAGAUUCUUGCAGCCCUUCAAGAAAGACUUGAUGUUCUGGUAGAAACACCAACAGGAUACACUGAAAGUUUGCCUAGGGUAGUUAAAAGACGAGUGAAUGCUCUCAAAAAUCUUCAAGUUAAAUGUGCACAGAUGAAGUUCUAUGAGGAAGUUCAUGAUCUUGAAAGAAAGUAUGCUGUUCUCUAUCAGCCUCUGUUUGAUAAGCGAUUUGAGAUCAUUAAUGCAAUUUAUGAACCUACAGAAGAAGAAUGUGAAUGGAAACCAGAUGAGGAGGAUGAAAUUUCGGAGGAGCUGAAAGAAAAAGCCAAGAUUGAAGAUGAGAAAAAAGAUGAAGAAAAAGAAGACCCCAAGGGAAUUCCUGAAUUCUGGUUAACUGUUUUUAAGAAUGUUGACUUGCUCAGUGAUAUGGUUCAGGAACAUGAUGAACCUAUUUUGAAGCACUUGAAAGAUAUUAAAGUGAAGUUCUCAGAUGCUGGCCAGCCCAUGAGUUUCAUCUUAGAAUUUCACUUUGAACCCAAUGAAUAUUUCACAAAUAAAGUGUUGACAAAGACAUAUAGGAUGAGGUCAGAACCAGAUGAUUCUGAUCCCUUUUCUUUCGAUGGACCAGAAAUUAUGGGUUGUACAGGGUGCCAGAUAGAUUGGAAAAAAGGCAAGAAUGUCACUUUGAAAACCAUUAAGAAGAAGCAGAAACACAAGGGACGUGGGACAGUUCGUACUGUGACCAAAACAGUUUCCAAUGACUCUUUCUUUAAUUUUUUUGCCCCUCCUGAAGUUCCUGAGAGCGGAGAUCUGGAUGAUGAUGCUGAAGCUAUCCUUGCUGCAGACUUUGAAAUUGGUCACUUUUUACGUGAGCGUAUAAUCCCAAGAUCAGUGUUAUACUUUACUGGAGAAGCUAUUGAAGAUGAUGAUGAUGAUUAUGAUGAAGACGGUGAAGAAGCAGAUGAGGAAGGGGAAGAAGAAGGAGAUGAGGAAAAUGAUCCAGACUAUGACUCAAAGAAGGAUCAAAACCCAGCAGAGUGCAAGCAGCAGUGAAGCAGGAUGGUCUACCUUCUGCUUCCCUGGAAAGGAUGAAUUUACAUCAUUUGACAAGCCUAUUUCAAGUUUUUUGUUAUUGUUUGUUUGCUUGUUUUUGAUUUUGCAGCCUAAAAUUAAAAUGUCAAAUAUUAAA
This is a messenger RNA of Neogale vison (American mink), 1438 nucleotides long. RefSeq names its product nucleosome assembly protein 1-like 1. Gene Ontology annotation, molecular function: histone binding; chromatin binding. NCBI's taxonomy places the organism in Eukaryota, Metazoa, Chordata, Mammalia, Carnivora, Mustelidae. Gene Ontology annotation, cellular component: nucleus; chromatin. Gene Ontology annotation, biological process: nucleosome assembly. The record is from RefSeq and is a predicted model, not a curated record.